Chondrus crispus (carragheen) is the source of this 2124-nucleotide messenger RNA. RefSeq lists its product as hypothetical. The coding region runs from base 1 to 1944 and encodes 647 amino acids. Gene Ontology annotation, molecular function: ATP binding; ATP hydrolysis activity. The record is from RefSeq and is a predicted model, not a curated record. NCBI's taxonomy places the organism in Eukaryota, Rhodophyta, Florideophyceae, Gigartinales, Gigartinaceae. The transcript is spliced from 2 exons.
AUGCUCCGCACGCUACAUGGCGAGCCCACCGUCGACCCCGGCCGCGACAUGCCCACGCGACUGAAGAAAGCCACGCGCCUCGGUGCCGCCGUUGACAGGAACGUACGAAGGCGCAGGCCCAUCGCAACUGGCGAGCUGCAGGGCGGUGGCAACGCCAAUCGCACCCUCGAUCGCUCGAAGGAGGCCGAGAAGGCGAAGAACCUUGCAGCUGUCAGGAAGGCGAGACGUGUUGGUGCCCAAGUUAGGACCUAUCAGUCGGAGGCUACCGUCGGGAGCGUCAAGUCUAAGUACACUACAGGCUCAACCGAUAUCCAUAUCAAUGGCCUGGAUCUUGCCUUUGGUGGCAUGUCGCUGCUGGAGGGGGCGAGUCUGAACAUUCCCUAUGGCCGGAGGGUUGGUAUUGUCGGCAGGAAUGGGUGUGGUAAGACUACGUUGAUGCGUGCGAUUGCGAGGAGGGAGCUGCCAGUGCCGGAUGAGAUGGACAUUGUGUACGUGGAGCAAGAAAUUGAAGGGAGUGAUAAAACCCCGUUGCAGGUUGUCCUGGAGAGCGAUACAGAGCGACAGGACCUUUUGGAUGAGGAGGAGGCCUUGACGGAGGAGAUGACGCUCGCGGAAUCGGAGGGGAGGGAGCAGGAUCCGAAGAUCGGCGAGCGUCUCGCUGAAGUUUAUAACAAACUUAGUGAGAUGGAUGCGGACAAGGCAAAAGCGAAAGCGGCUUCCAUCCUGGAUGGUCUCGGCUUCACUGAACAGGGUAUGACCCAUCAAGCCGUUAGUGAGUUUUCUGGUGGUUGGAGAAUGCGUAUUGCCUUGGCGUCUGCACUGUUCCUUGAGCCGAAGCUACUCUUACUGGAUGAGCCCUCAAAUCAUCUCGACGCCAUGACCGUAAUUUGGCUCGGCGACUACCUGUCACGCUGGGCGCAUACCAUUGCCUGUGUUUCUCACGAUCGCGCGUUUUUGAAUGAGAUUUGCACUGACGUUAUCCAUGUCAAAGACCACAAACUGCACAUGUACAGUGGUAACUAUGACGACUUUGAGAAGGCGAGAGGUGAGCGACUGAAAGAAAUGGAAAGGACUGCUCAAAGUCAGGAAAUGAAGCGUGCUCACGUGCAAAAAUUCGUCGACAAGUUUAGAUUUAAUGCCAAACGAGCAAGUAUGGCGCAGAGCAGACUCAAGAUGUUGAAGAAGAUGGACGAAGAACGCGUUGUUCUGCCAAGCGAAGAGGAAGAGUUCUCAUUUGAGUUUCCUCAGCCAGGAGCGCUCACGGGCUCCCACGCGUCUGUACAGAUAUGCGAUGUGACGUUCGGGUAUCCUGGGCAAGAGCCAAUAUUCCGAAAUCUUGACUUCAGUGUCAACACAGAUUCUCGCGCAGUGCUUCUCGGGCCGAAUGGAGCCGGAAAGUCGACGCUUCUGAAGCUAUUGCUGGGCGAAAACACACCGCUGGAUGGUGAGGUGAAGAAAUCACAGAAAAUUCGGCUUGGUUACUUCUCUCAGCAUCAUGUGGACACUCUAGUGUUGUGGCGGACACCGUUGGAGCACAUGCGCGUAAUGUUCCCAGAUACUACAGAACCAGAAGUGCGAUCGCAUUUGGCGAGACUCGGUGUGCGGAAUGAGCAAGCACUGCGACCGAUCAACACGCUUUCCGGAGGUCAGAAGAGUCGUGUUUCGCUGGCAGUGAUUACAUACCAAAAGCCGCAUUUGCUUAUCCUUGAUGAGCCGACGAAUCAUCUGGAUAUCGAAACAUUGGACUCGCUGAUCAUGGCACUCAACUGCUUCAACGGAGGACUACUGGUCGUCACUCAUGAUGCCCGUCUAGUGACGAGUGUCUGCGACACAAUACACAUUUGUGAAAAUGGGAAGGUUACCGACUUCCGUGGGGAGUACCAUGACUACAGGAAGCAGAUGGUGGAGCGAUUGCGUGCUCGGUCCAAGUUGUUCAAUAUAUAAAAAGGGAGCGUACGGGGCAAGGAUAGUUUUCCCUCUCGUGACCAGGUUGUGCUGGAUUGCCCUUUUAUGAUGGGACACCCAGAUCAUUCCAUCGCUUUGUACUUCAUUUCAAAGGUGUUGCCUAGAUAGCACACCAUCAGAAAUACUGUUGGCAUGAUGUAUGCGAAGACGGCGAUGAUA